CAAGUGUUGAAAAUAGCGCCCAAAUAUCAAAAAUUCAAGUGCCAAGUGUAGAGCCAAAGACAAUCACAAAGCCAAAAUAGAGUGCAAAUUUAAACAAACUGGCCAUAGAUCUACAGCAAAAAUUUAUACAUAUAUUUAAACUUAGUGACAGCAACUAACGAAUUUCGUCGAAAAGUGCAAAGCCAAUCAAAAAAAAGAACAACAGGUGUGCUGGCUAUGCUAAAGAACAGCAGCUAAUUAACUUUAAAUUUUUGCUAUACAUGUGUACAUAGUGUCUGCGUGUCUGUGUGUGUCUGUGUGCGUGUGCGUGUGCAUAUAUGUGUGUUAACAGUUGGCAGCGUCUAAGCAAAACAGAAGAUGGUUGAAGAGUUUCUACAGAAAUUGCCCGAGAUCGACACACGCUACGAGGAUAUUGUGCCCAUGGAACAAGUGAGCUCAAUGGUAUCCAAUGGCGGCGGCAGCGUUACUAUGCAACGCGAUGAUGAAUACCGCAAUCGCAUCAUGAAAAGUAAGUUGCAUAGCCUCACAAUAUCUGAUCGCACGGAUAGUCUUUGGCAGUCAACUGCCGCCAGCAUGCACCAGGCUGCUGCUCAGCAGCAACGACAUGCACCCGCACGCAGCAACUUGCCACAGCAACGCUUCAACAAUCAGCAACAACAACAACAACAACGCUACAACAAAAUGCUGAGCAGCAGCCACAGCAGCCCGCGCGAGAUUAGCGCCUCACCCAGACGCGUAGCACUCGAUACAACGGUAUCUGGUUCAACUAGUGGCUUUGGCUUUAGUCGAGCGGACGAGGAAAUCAGCGACAAGGCAUCUACUUGUGGAAAAUUGCUAAUAUUUCUAUCCGUGGCACUUGUGAUACUAACGCUGCCGUUCAGUCUCUUCGUUUGCUUCAAGGUGGUGCAGGAGUACGAGCGUGCGGUUAUCUUUCGCCUGGGCCGGCUCAUGCAGGGCGGCGCCAAAGGCCCAGGCAUCUUCUUCAUCUUGCCCUGCAUCGACUCGUAUGCACGUGUCGAUCUACGUACGCGCACCUAUGACGUGCCACCGCAGGAGGUUCUGACAAAGGAUAGCGUUACGGUUUCGGUGGAUGCAGUGGUUUACUAUCGCGUAUCAAAUGCGACCGUCUCUAUAGCGAACGUGGAGAAUGCACACCAUUCGACCAGACUACUGGCACAGACUACUCUACGAAACACAAUGGGAACUCGGCAUUUGCAUGAGAUACUCAGCGAGCGUAUGACGAUUUCCGGCACCAUGCAGGUACAGCUAGACGAAGCCACCGAUGCCUGGGGCAUCAAAGUUGAGCGUGUUGAAAUCAAGGAUGUGCGCCUGCCCGUGCAAUUGCAACGCGCCAUGGCUGCCGAGGCAGAGGCGGCACGUGAGGCACGCGCCAAAGUCAUUGCCGCCGAGGGCGAGCAGAAGGCGUCCCGAGCAUUGCGCGAAGCAUCCGAGGUGAUUGGCGGUUCACCGGCCGCACUGCAGUUGCGCUAUUUGCAGACACUCAAUACCAUAUCGGCGGAGAAGAAUUCAACAAUCGUAUUUCCGCUGCCCAUCGACUUGAUAACAUAUUUCCUGAAGACAUCGGAAGCCACAUCCCAGCAGAAUGCUGCAGCAGCAGCAGCAGCACAGCAGCAACAUCAAAUGCAAAUGCAACAAUAUCAACAACAAGAACCAAUACAAUUGCCCCCAGCCAUACAAGCCAUACAACAGCAUCCACCACAACAACAACAACAGCAGCAGCAGCAGCAACAACAGCAGCAGCAACAACAACAGCCGCAGCAGCAACAGCAACAGCAACCAAAUUAUGCACAGCCACAACAAAUAUCUUCAGCUAUGUAAGAAGGCUUGAGAAAUUGCGGCAUUGCACUGCUGGCACACACUGCCAUGUUAAUUAACAUAGCCUUAACAGUGCAUUAGCAGCAGCAAUGUGCAGCGUUUCAACAACUAUAGAAAAUUCUAUACAAUUAGUUCUAGACACACACAAGUGCAUUUUGUACGUUAAUAGCAGCAGACUUAGUGUAUAGUUUGUUAUUGGAAUUCAAUAUAUAUAUAUAUAAUCUAUAAUACAAG
Messenger RNA from Drosophila busckii, 2070 nucleotides. Its product is annotated as band 7 protein AGAP004871. The record is from RefSeq and is a predicted model, not a curated record. Gene Ontology annotation, cellular component: plasma membrane. Bases 358 to 1839 code for a protein of 493 amino acids. NCBI's taxonomy places the organism in Eukaryota, Metazoa, Arthropoda, Insecta, Diptera, Drosophilidae. The transcript has 11 exons.